CUCCUCCACCAAAACGCCAAAACCCAAACCCCACUCGGCGAAGGAGAAGAAGCGGCGCAAUGCUGGAGGUGGCGGCGAUCCCUGAGCUGUGGAGCACCGUGCACGGGUGGUUCACCCCAUGGGUGCUGUUCAUCGUGCUCAACCUCGUCGUCCUCACCAUCUUCGUCACCUCCAUGGCCACGGCCCCGGCGGAGGGCGGAGAAGGGACUGCGCCCGGUGCUGACGGCGAGAGGAGGAACCUGGCCGUCCGGCACCGGUCGCCCAACCUGCCUCGCUUCACCGCCCCCGCCUCUGAGGCCCCGGCGACCGGAGUACUGGAUCUGGGGCAGCCCGACGAUCAGCCGCCGGCGCUCGAGAUGGAGCCGGAGAAUCCGGGUGAGCGCGAGCACGCGCGCAUGGAGAGGAGCAUGUCUGAGGCGGCCGUCGAGGCCGAGCUGCCGCGGCGGCCGGCGAGGCUGCGCAAGUCGGCGAGCGACAAGUCGGCGUUCGCGCACGUCGUGGCCAAGAAGGACAUCGAGGUGGUGGAGGUGCGCAGGCCGGCGACGACGAGGGACGCGGAGCGCGGCCGCCCCCUGGUGGCGAAAGCGGAGGAGCCGGCGUCGGAGGAGGAGAUCCAGGAGGCCGGCAGCGAGGUGGACGCCCGCGCGGACGAGUUCAUCAACAAGUUCCACCACCAGCUGAAGCAGCAGCGCAUCGACUCCUUCAGGCGCUCCCGGAAUGCGCUCCACCGCCGCCAGGCGUCCGUGGUGCCAGAGGCGCGCUAGGCUGGCGUCUCCCGCAGCCGCGGGUGCUCCACAGAGCUGCUUCCCGCGCUAGUAGCCCAGUCGAUGAAUAAUAAAUAACCAAACAAAAUCUGGCUUCCGAAUCUUUGCUAAGAAAUGACAUGGUGGCGAGCCAGCUCUCAAGCGUUAAACCAACCAAUGUUGUGUGUGCCGUUCGGCCAUGCGAUGCGCCGGGGAAUCUGAUAUAUGUUUAAUGCUGAUGAGGGUUCUUCUGCACCUUUCUGUCACAGUGUCACCUUUUGUUCUGCACAUUCCUCC
This is a messenger RNA of Triticum urartu, 1040 nucleotides long. RefSeq lists its product as uncharacterized. NCBI's taxonomy places the organism in Eukaryota, Viridiplantae, Streptophyta, Magnoliopsida, Poales, Poaceae. The record is from RefSeq and is a predicted model, not a curated record.